Molecule: messenger RNA, 1860 nt
Organism: Oppiella nova
Lineage: Eukaryota; Metazoa; Arthropoda; Arachnida; Sarcoptiformes; Oppiidae
Source: the annotation of a GenBank genome assembly
AUGACAACUUUUCUGGGAUUUUAUACUCCGCUUAUGACUGACUGUAGCUCUGACUCCACCACUGCUUCCACAGAAUUGGUCUCAUAUAUUGACCACACAUUGGAUCAGACAUUAGUAUUUCCACAAAAAGACAAAAGCCGUCCAAAAACGUCUUUCCUGUUCAGCGCCUUCUCCGUCCACUCCGACUCCGACUCCCUCUCCGACCACCACUUCCACAGUAUACAAUUGGAUGACUUGAGGCAUGACAUCGACCGAUCCAAACACGACAACCAGACGUGUCAUAACUGUGUCUCUGCUCUAAACGCUGCGAAACUAAUCAUAAAAACUCCUGAUUUGCUGAAAUCUGCGGCCAAAACAAUAUGUAAGACUAGUGACGAAGUGGACCGGGUAUGUGUGGGCACACUGAAUGUGAUGGCAGAUCCCAUCGUAUAUAUCCUACAAAAUUCAAAGAUAACUGUCCCCGAAAUGUGUGCCAUUCUGUUAGAACCCGAUUGUAUGGCACACUUAGGAAAGGCUAUUACUCCUCAAGUGAACUGGGUGCUAGAUCUACCGAAACACAAACCUUUUAAUCCUGUGUCGGGAAGUGGUAGAGAACAGAAGAUGUUGCACUUAACUGACGUCCAUUUGGACCUGUAUUACACUCCGGGAUCCAACUCGAUGUGCGACGAACCGAUGUGUUGUCGGUCCACAUCUUACGGCCACAACCACUCUGCGGGCUAUUGGUCUGAACCGGCAAAGGAUUGCGACACUCCUCGUAAUUUCAUCGACGAAUCCAUUAAACAUAUGGCCGAAAGUCAUAAGGAUAUCGAUUUAGUGAUCUGGACGGGAGAUAAUGCACCCCAUGAUAGCUGGAAUAGCUCUCAACAGGAGAACUUAGACCACAACAAAGCGAUGGCUGAUUUGGUUAAGAAGUCAUUUGACAACAAAAAUAUAUUCCCCUGUAUUGGCAAUCACGAGCCCCACCCCUUCAAUAUGUAUGUUCCCGAAGAAGUGUCCAUCAAAACAGACAAAUACUUAUCGCUGAGUUGGCUGUACGACACACUGGCAGAUGACUAUUGGUCGCAAUGGAUAAACACACCGACGGCUAAGAAAACAUUUAAAAAGGGUGGCUAUUAUUCAAAGCAAGUUACCGAUGGACUCAAGAUUGUUGUCUUGAAUAAUAAUGUCUGCAUUUCUCGCAACUAUUGGUUGGCCUACGAUCCCGUCGAUCCGGACGGUCAGCUCAAGUGGUUUAUAGAUGAGUUGGACAGCGCAGAGACCAAUGGAUUAUAUGUUAUGAUUAUAACUCACAUGCCUUUAAUGUAUUGCUACAUGUCCUGGGCCAAUAACUAUAUUAGAAUAAUGGAAAGGUAUGAUCAUAUAAUUGUUGGCACAUAUCUGGGUCAUACACACAGCGAUGAGAUCGAGUAUUGCCUCUAUAUAAUUGUUGGCACAUAUCUGGGUCAUACACACAGCGAUGAGAUCGAGGUCUUAUACAACAAGAACACCACAACCAAUGAGACAUAUCCCAUAUCUCAUGCUUAUAUCGGAUCAAGUAUUGCCUCAUUUUCUUAUCUCAAUCCCGGGUAUAAAGUGUUCACUUUGGAUAGCACUGGACGGCCAUUAGAUUUUGAUAUCUAUUACACGAAUAUGACUGCAGACAACAUCGCCGGUAAAGAUGUGAUUCCCAAAUGGAGUUCUGAUAAAUCACUCAAAAGUAUCUAUGGUUUGGAUUCUUUAUCAACUGAUUCGUGGCAUAAAUUCUUAGAGAAUAUUCAGACGGACGAUAAACUUCUGAAGCUAUAUAUGGAUCAUUUGCACCGAUAUAGCUAUGAUUAUGAGAAGUAUUAUCUGAGAAGUCUGGGAAUAACUGAUACUAAA